Molecule: messenger RNA, 2881 nt
Organism: Lucilia cuprina (Australian sheep blowfly)
Lineage: Eukaryota; Metazoa; Arthropoda; Insecta; Diptera; Calliphoridae
Gene: DIP-lambda
Product: lachesin
Exons: 10
Coding region: 975-2486 (503 amino acids)
Cellular component (GO): neuron projection
Source: RefSeq, a predicted model, not a curated record
UUAUUUUUUCUUAAAUUUUUGUAUGCUCUUGGAUUCGUAUUUGCUUGUGUAUGUUAAACAUGCCAUCAUUAAUUAGUACAACACCAUGUCUUCAAAAUAAAUAUGUAGUUUGUAUGAAUAAAACAUAAAAAAGUUACAGCAAAAAAAAAAAAAACAGAUAAUAAAUAAACAACAGCAACAACUGAAUAAAAGGAGUAAAACAACUUAAAUAAGCGUUAAAAGAUUAAAAACAAAAAUAAACGCAUCAGCAAAAAUGGCAUGUCAUGCAUGCGAAUACUCACUACUUACCUCUACUUACAUACACACCUUGUAUAGUUGAAAAUUCAUACAUAUUUAAUGAAAAUAUCUGCAAAAACUCUACUACAACUUCGUCUCUUCUCUGUCUGAAACAGUGAUCACCCGGUUAACAAAACUACUGUAAAAAAAAAACAGACACAACUGCUACUACAUACUGCUGCUAUGCAUUACUACUUACUACAUUAAAUACUACAGCGAAGCAACAAAAACUACAACGGCAGCAUAUCAACAAAAUAUUUUUAUACAUAUUCAAAGUAUAAUACUUUUCGUUGGGUAAUUAAGAAUUUUAUUUCACUGAAGUGAAAAAAAUUGUUAUGCCGACGUUCUGGCGUAUUCAAAUUCAUUCAUAUAUUCUAUAGACGCACUUCAUUUUCUCUAUGGAUGGAGCGAGUUACGUUGACAUCAUUAAAAUUAACCAUACCACAACUGACACUACCGGAAGCCACAUUUAGCAUUUAUUUCAAUGUCUUAAAGUACUCACACUUACUCCUUCUCUACUCCUGUUACGUGUAUAUGGAACAACAGCAGCAGCAACAUCAAAAACAGUUGGUGCAACUUUUAAGCUGAAACUAAGGUUGAUACAGAAGUACCUAUUCAUCCGCGGCGCCUAAGAAGCAACUAAUUUAACAUUACACUCUGGUGGAUUUAAAUAACGUGUGUGUUUUAUACAGACUGCAAUGGAGCAAGUUAAAUGCUGCAUAAGCGUAUUACUGGUCUUUAUACUUUUACUGAUGGGUUUUGGAGAUGGUGGUGAUAGCAGGAGAAACAGUAUGCAGGUGUUUGCCCAAGGUCAUAACCAACCAGAUGAACCAGAACCAGAGUUUUUAUCGCUACUUCCUAAUAUAACAGUACCUCAGGGUCGUGAUGUUUCAUUCACAUGUGUCGUCAACAAUUUGGGUCAAUACAAAGUUGCCUGGAUUAAAUCCGAUUCUAAAGCAAUACUCGGUAUUCACACCCAUAUGGUGUCUCUAAAUCCAAGAUUAUCAGUGACACACAAUGGUCACAACACCUGGAAACUUCACAUAUCCCAUGUACAGCUAAAUGAUUCGGGUAGUUAUAUGUGCCAAGUGAAUACAGACCCCAUGAAGAGUCAGUCUGGCUACUUAGAUGUCGUAGUGCCGCCAGAUAUCUUGAAUCAUCCGGAUCAAAAUCUAGAAGAGAGUAUAACCAAUGAAGGUGGUACCAUUACACUCAUCUGUAGUGCAACUGGAGUGCCGAUGCCAACAGUACAAUGGAAACGUGAAGGAGGAAAGGAUAUUAUCUUAAGAACUGAGUCUAGAGAAAGACAAGUUGUGAAAAAUGUGGAAGGUGAAAAACUUGUUCUGGGGAAUGUUCAUCGAACUGAUAUGGGUGGAUACCUGUGUAUCGCUUCGAAUGGAGUUCCACCAUCAGUUAGCAAACGUUUCGAUGUUCAUGUAAAUUUUCCGCCAUCCAUCAAGGCCGUAAAUCAGUUAGUGGGUGCCCCAGUCGAGCGAGAAGUUACUUUGGAAUGCAUUGUGGAAGUCUACCCAAAACCAUUGAAUGGCUGGUAUCGCAAUGAGGGAAACCUUAAGCUGCACAAUGGCAACAAGUACAAUAUAUCCGAGAGCAUGAUUAACAUGUACACUUGGCAUCUUAAUCUGACAAUACGUCAUCUGACUAAAGCGGACUUUGGCGCUUACAGCUGCUCCAGUGUGAAUGCUUUAGGCAAAAGUGAGGCCCGAAUACGACUACAAGAGCUUCGGUUGCCACCAAAACCAACCACAACACCAACACCGUACGUGUACACAACACAAAAGCCACGUCGCAAGCAAUCUUCAAAUAUGAACAAAGGCCUCAACGAGGUGGUUAGAGCCAAAGAAACGCAUUUUACCAAUCAAAUGCAGGAAAACGAAAUUCUAAGUGGCAACAGUGCACAAGGAGUCAACAUCAUCAAUGGUAUUGUUGUGGGACCUGGUAACGGCAUCAAUGUCGCAAAUGGCUUGUCUAACGGAGCGGAAGUUCAUACACAACUUCCCGCACGAAAUGGCUACGAGAAGACACAUAAAACCCCACAAGCCAUGCCAACGCUACGAACACCAUGGGUUAUCACAACCACACACAGUGGUGCUAGACAGACAAGAGAUGUGGGUACCUUUAAAGUAAUGAGAAUUCAAGCGAAUUUAUUAGUGGCAUUAUUCGUCUUGCACGCAGCAUUACGGACGAACUAACUAACCACAAAGCACUAGCAGGAGUUGAAAUGGAAGUGGAAAAUGAAACUAUUUUUCUUUGCUGUUGCAUUAUAUUGCUGUUGUUAUUAUUGUUAAAUGUAUAAAAAAGAAAACAAAAAAAAAGGAUUCUAUGAAAAAGAAUUUGGUGAGUGGAGUCAGUGUCCUUAUUCCUUACAAAGGCUAAAUAAAAUCGCACAAACAAACAAAUAAAUAUUAACGAAAAAAACAAACCAAACAAAACAAUAAUACAAUAAUAACGAAACGAAAUUUCCUUUUAUCAAAUAACAUACAAAAAAUGGAAGAUAUAAAUGAAAGAAAAUGAAAAUAAUAUGGAAAGAAGAAAACUCAAAAAUAAAUGUUAAAUUUACACAUAUACAGAAAUACAUAUGUACAUA